AUGGCGCCUCCCGACGGCUGGACACCAGAGACCCCGGUGAUCAUCGCCGCCAACCGCCUACCUGUCCGCCUCUUCAGGACGUCGGACGGCCAAUGGCACGUCGAAUGGGCCGGAGACCGCAUGAUCGAGUCGCAGAACACGCUGUCCCACUACGAGAUCUCGGAGCGCGCCACCAUCAAGUUCGUCGGCCGUGUAGUCGACGCGGACGUGCCAUUCGAAGAGCGACAGCAAGUCGAGCUUUUACUACGCGAAUUCAACUGCUUUCCAGUGUUUCUCGAGCCCCAAGAAGCCAAAUUGUACUACGAAGAUUACUGCAAACAAACACUCUGGCCAACAUUCCACAACGUCGUGGACGUUUACAGUCCCGUGGACGUAGUCCUCGAUGUCCAAGCGCAGCAACAUUUAACACCCAGCGCUCAGUUCUGGAAUCCUAAUUGGCAGAAAGUGGCGUGGCAAGCUUAUGCCAAUGUGAACCAGUUGUUCGCACACAAAAUAUGUGAAUUGUACGAACAGGGAGACGUCGUGUGGGUGCAGGAUUAUCACUUGCUAUUAACACCGAGUUAUAUCGUACGGAAACUCAGAGCUGCCAACGUAGGACUGUUCCUACACGUCCCGUUUCCGUCUUCCGAGGUGUUUAGAACCGUUUCUAUGAGGAAGGAACUGCUACGAGGCAUGCUCAAUGCCGACCAUAUCGGCUUCCACCUGUUCGAGUAUGCUCGACACUUCAUGUCGGCCUGUCGACGUAUCUUGGGACUGAGUUACGAGCCGAUAUUGAGGGGACAGCUGGGGAUUGACUAUGGCGGACGACGCGUUGCUGUCACCUGUAGCCACAUGGCUAUCGACGUUCAGAGGAUCGAGGAGACUUUAGUCAGUAAAGAUGUGCGUGAUAUGGUGGUGGCUUUACGUCAGAAAUACCGGGACAAGAAGAUCUUUGCUGGCUGUGAUAGCAUCGAGCGACUGAAAGGCAUUCCGUCCAAGAUGUUGGCAUUUGACGGCUUCCUCUCGAGAUGUCCGGACUUUAUCGGGAAGGCUGUGCUGGUGCAGAAAGGAAUCCACAGACGUGGUCGCGUGACGGAUUAUUUGCAGAGCAAGAAGGAGAUUGAGCUGGCGGUCAAAGCGAUUAACAGCAAGUAUCGCGAUGUGGCUAAGGGGAAUGUAGUCGACUAUGAAGAAUGCGUAUUGACGGACAUUGUGAACGCACGGAAGAAAGAAGAGUCGUUCGUGUACAUGGGCACAGGAUUUGGUCUCGAUUUCCGCUUGAUGGAAGUCAGCGCGCAGUUCCGAAAAUUAACGGGACAGGAGCUUACUCCAGCGUAUCGCACGAGUACGAACCGUGCGAUCUUCCUGGACUACUAUCGAACUCUAGCUCCAGACGUAUCGACGCUGAUGGGCGUGCGAUGGCCUGACGUGCCUCUGAGCGCGCUGUCCACACUUGAACAUUUGUGUAAAGACCCUCGUAACACCGUGUUCAUCGUCAGUGGCUGUAACUGCGACCUCCUUACGCAGAAGUUCGGUGGAGUUCCAGGUUUGGGUCUCGUGGCUGAGCACGGAUACUUCAUCCGACGUGCGGUACUUGGCAAUAAUGCUCGUAUCGGACGGCCCUGGGAAAGACACGGGGACAUUCUGCAGUCAGACGGUGGACACCAGCAAUGGCGCGUCAAGGCCGAGAAGAUCGUCCAGCUAUAUGUUGAUCGCACGAACGGCUCAACGCUGGAGCUUCGGAGAAGUGCCGUGCUGUUCCGAUACGGCAAGUCCGACUUUGAUUUCGGUGCAUUGCAGGCAGCAGAGCUGAAGGAACACCUUGAGGGCGUCUUUGAGGGCUGGCCGCUGAAUAUUAUCCAAGGCAAAGACUACAUCGAGGUGCGACCGGAAGGAGUUGGCAAGGGCAAACUGAUCGGCCACUUGCUGAACAAGAUGCGCGUCGAUGGGAACCCGACAGAUUUCGUGCUGUGUAUCGGAGAUGAUGUGGCCGACGAGCUCAUGUUCGAGCAGCUCAAGACGAUGACAGCACACGAAGAACUGCCACAAGACAAAGUGUUUACAUGUACGGUGGGUCAGAAACCCUCCAAGGCUGAGUUCUUUGUCGACGACUACACCGACGUAAUCGCCCUGUUGAAGUCGCUUAAAGUGGUCGCAACUAAGUCCAACCGAAACUAUUCGCUGUCGGAUAUGCAGUCGUUUGUGCGAGACACGAGGCCGUUCCUGUCGUCGUCGUCUCACGGCACUAGUGGAGUUUCAAGAAGUGCAACAUCAGAUGCGGUGAUACGAAAGUCAUCCAGCCGCCACGCACUCUACAAUCACCUGACGCCUGUGAUCGAGGAUCAAAUCAACACGUGGCUGAAUCGCCUGCAACAGCUUGGUGUCGUGGCUGUAUUGGUUGGCAUUCUUCGCUGGCGUAGCGGGGUAAAGAACCCUCGCGAAAAGAAGCUGCUGAUGUAUCUCGUAGCGUCACUGGGGAUCGCCUGGUCCAUCCAGCGCCUGCGAUCAAGGCCACACAAGUAA
Messenger RNA from Phytophthora infestans T30-4, 2502 nucleotides. RefSeq names its product alpha,alpha-trehalose-phosphate synthase [UDP-forming], putative. Gene Ontology annotation, molecular function: catalytic activity. Gene Ontology annotation, biological process: trehalose biosynthetic process. The transcript is spliced from 8 exons. Bases 1 to 2502 code for a protein of 833 amino acids. Gene Ontology annotation, cellular component: cytosol. NCBI's taxonomy places the organism in Eukaryota, Oomycota, Peronosporomycetes, Peronosporales, Peronosporaceae. The record is from RefSeq and is a predicted model, not a curated record.